This is a messenger RNA of Pocillopora meandrina, 12946 nucleotides long. NCBI's taxonomy places the organism in Eukaryota, Metazoa, Cnidaria, Anthozoa, Scleractinia, Pocilloporidae. The record is from the annotation of a GenBank genome assembly.
GCUUCUUGGUGUUUUUGUUCUUCUGGGGCCCGUCCCGCUCUUUACACAAUUCAUUUAGAUUCAUUGAGAACUUACGCCAAGGAAGAAAAGUUAAAAACUCGGGCGAAAGAGGUGCGAUGAAGAUCUGAUCGCUGCAAGAUUGAAGCACGAAUUUUAAUUUAGAAUGCCAAGCCAAGAGCGACCACUUCGGUAAAUUCUAGUUGUUGCUUGUCCCUCUCGUUUGUGUAUUUUGGCCAAAAAUCAGGAUUUUAUCAUAGUUAGGUAAGUACCUCAGGUUUUAUUCAGGCUUAGAUUCGACAAAAAUUAUAGAAUAACAUAAGUUAGUAAAAGUAGAGUUUAAAUGUGUUUUGAAAUGCGCUUUUCCUUGAAAGCCGCAUAUAUAACAAGGCGUUAUUUUGUCGGACGAUAGAGUUGGUUUUGACAGGUGAACUUUAUUCAGAUAUUGGCCCCUGUAGAAUUCUUUGAACAGUCUGAGUUGUUUCUGUUAGAUUAACAGCGUCUUUCUGAACGUGAUGAAUGAUCAGAAUUAGAGGUAAAUGUGGGGUAUAGAAGUCAAUUUGGUUAGAUAGAUAAACUUCCGUGAUCUAAGGGUUGAAGUUUUCUAUCUAACACAGCAGGAGAGAGAGGGUUGAAAAAUGUUCUCGCAUUUUUUUUUAUGUAAACGUUAACAAAAGGAUUUUUAUGUCCUUGAUUACAUCGUAAGAUAUUUUUUCUCUAAAGCUGGCUUCAUAAUCGAAUGCUACUUUAUCGAUACAUAUGACAGUAAGAACCGAAAAGAAACUUUAAUAUACGAAAAGCAAGAUGUCUGCCUUUUUGGUAAACUUAUAGAAAAUAUUGUAACAGACCUUGCAACGCUCGAACAGAGAUCUUACAAGACCACAAGUGCCGACGGAGAUUUCUGAAAUAGAUUUCUAAAACUAUGGCGUAUCUUCUCGUAGACUUACAAACGCUAUUUUACUUGAUAACAGAUGACUAGUAACACAAACGAAUCUUUCUCUCAAUCCUUACUAGGACCCAAGCGUGACUCACGCAUAUCUCGAAACCAAAUGAGACUUCAUGCGUUAGGAUUAUUUCUCUUACUGACCUGGGUAGCAAAAUCGUCAGGAAGUAAGUACGAUAUCCAACUUUUCCCCGCUAUAUAAUAGAAAGUUUCAUUUUGUUUACAAAAUUCCAUUGAUGGUUGCAUUUUUAUUGUCUUUCUAACAAAGUUUAUUUGGGUCCAGUGUAAUUUUUAACAGAUAUUUUUAAUCGCUCAGAAUUUCAAAAAGCUUUAUUUGAAAAUUAAAAAAGACGAUCAUUAGAAAGAAAAAAAAGUUUUAGACUAAGCUUGGAAAAACGGCAGAAAUAUGUCUGUAAUGCAUAACUAAUUUACUCUUACUAAUUAAUUUACGAUACCCCUAAAUUUGACCAGUGCGGUCGUUAACAAGUGUGGAAAUUUCAUUGAUCUCUAAAUUAAGUGUAUAUUUUCUUUUAAUCUAAUAACGAGCGAAGAUUUUUUACUUGAACGAUGGUGUGCUUUAAAAACAACCAUGAAAGAUAUUUUAAGAUCAAGUUUCAGAGUUUACGAUUCUUCUGAAAGAUUAGACACACUGUUUUUAGCCCUAGCACUGAUAUACGUGAUACAUUUCUCCAUUCUCGGCACCCAGUGUGGCAUUUUAAAAGGAAAAAUGAAAUAAGUGUAAUUUUCUAUCUCUUGUUUAGAUAAAAGAGCCCAUCAUAGUUCUCAACCUCACUCUCAUGUGCGACGUUCAAUUCAUGAAGACCAUGGUAAAACUAAAGAUUCCUCUAAGCGCCUUUACGAAAUGUUGGUGAGAAGGAAUAUACUAACAAGACGAAGGAGGGAACUCAUGACAGGUCCACGUAAGUGAAACAAUUGAAGCUCAAGUCACGGAACAAUUCCUCCAAACGCCUUCCUUAGUGAAAAGACUCAUCCACGCGUGCACCUUACAAGAACUUUCAAAGCUAUUAAGUUUUUUAAUCCUUUUUUCUUCUUUAUGUUGAAAAGUGACGUUUACAGCGUUUGCAAACUGCAAAAAUGGCAUUUAGGAUUGUGCAAUGAGGAAAAAUCCUUUCUACUGAAAAUAGACGACAAGUUAAUUUACGGCGAAUCUCGUGCUUCCUCAUUCCAAAAAAUGUAUUUCAUGUUAAGGGCUAUGUUAUAAGCGUCAAAAUGGUCCAAAAGAGGAUAUUGUUUAUCUAUCAAUGUUGUGAUCAAAGGUUACCAAAACUAGACAGUUCAAUGCAUCCAUUCUGAAUCAAGUUUGCAGGCUCUCCAUCUUCCCCCUGGUCCCAGCCCACGCGCAGUUUGCAUCUAGUUCCAAAUAUAUAUAAAGAAAAUGUGGAUUUACAAAGAGUCAAUUAUCCUCAAAUGUUAUUUCGCGUUUCCAGCAAGUGCAUUAAAAUUUGCAUUAAGGGUAACAUCAUGACUUCAUUUUCCUCUUUCACUCAAUAUUCUACGUCGAAGUUGAAAUAUAUUUCCAGUAGGAUGUUACCGUAGAAAUGAAAUAGUGUUUUAUCACACAUAUAAAAAUCAAACCAAAUUAUACGCAAUGGAGACUCAAGUCAAGGCACUAACCUUACAAUUUGCUCACUUUAAAAAAUAUAUUGAAUUUUAUUACAGCCACGAAAACUAGGGUGGAAAUAAAAUUCAAAAAGAAAUGGCUUGAGGAAAUGUCCGACAGUCAGAGUUCUCAGUAUAAGCUGCUGGAUGGGAAUAUUGUUGAUGCGGUAAGUACUUCUCCUCUCACAAUCCUUUUAGAUGAAUGUGUUUGGUUGAAAAAUAUUUCUUAAUUUGAUCGUCUGGUUCAAUUUUCAAGGUGAGAGUGGUACUUAAGAAGUUUUUCAGUGAUUAUUGCUAAUUAUCAAACUGCUAUAAUUUGAUUCUUUCCAGAAAUUAAGAUCACCCUCUUUCUCUAAGACGAACCAUUCCUUGUACCUCAAUUAUUUUGACUUCGUUUCUUUCCUUUGUUUUCAUUUACCUCAUUUUAUCGAUUUAUUAUUUUUUCCUUAUGAUUUUUUAAUAAAUUUCUAUAGAUAACAACAGAACUUAUUGGGGACACAAACUACCUCAGUUCGGCAGUGAUGACGUUAAAGUGAGUAAUAUGAACAAUCAUAUUUGAGAAUUAAUUAAUUGCAUGGCCAAAUUUCGCCAUUAUUUUUUGAUAAAAUUUGAUUAUGCCCUCCAAUUCACAUGACGUCAUCACGUUACGUUGGUGUUCAGUUUUCUUCGCUACCCCAACGGAUAGAAAUUCUAUUUAUUCGAGCCAACUUCAUAAAUAUAUAGAAAGUUUUUGAGAUCGGCCUCAAAAUUUUAGGGCGUCUUCGAAAAUCUUCGGGCGUCUUCGGAAACCUUCGAGCGUCUUUGAACUGUCGAGUAUUGGUGUCCCGUUUUCCACACACAAAACAGGGGAAUGGCUUUGCAUAAGAUUCCACAAUAAAGCGUACAAGGAAACUUAAAAUUACCCAUGCUGAGUUAUUUUGGCUUUUUUUUCUUCUUCUGUAGAAGCUCCAAUGAGCCUAAGUCAAACGUUUUAGCAGACAUCGAGCUGCAGUUUGUAUCGGACGAGCUUGAUCCGGUCAAACAUCUCCGUGCUAUUGUGUCAGAUGGACACAUCUCUGGCAUGAUGGUCUACCCAGAUUACUUUGUUGUCCUUGGAGGUAAUGUCUUGUGCGAUACAUACAGGAAUUGUUGGUGUUGCUGUGCUGUCCAAGUAAUACAUAUAUAUAUUGUCGUUAUGGCCGUUGAUGUUGUUUUCCAAUGAGCUGCUCUUAGCCGUUUGAUGUGUGUGGCUAAUAAUGCUGGAAAAUUCUGCAGUAUCUCCAAUAUAAUCCAAAUUUUUAUUCUUCCUUUGUUCAGUUUCCAGCUUCUUAAGACUCCUUGCUUGUUUCAUUUAUGUAUUCUCAAAGACUAAAUAUUAGAAUACUAUGUGUUCUCAGAGUUGCAAAUGAAAUGAAAAGUUACCUUUUCAUAUAAUUAUUAAUCACGAAUAUUUUAGGCGACAACAACCCAAGUGCUGCUGAUCAACAGAACAGCAAUGUAGCACCCACUCUAAGUAAGUACAUAUGGCCGUGAAGUCACGUUGUCAUAUUGGUGAACCAAAUCUAAUUUACCAGAUUUCCCCUCACCCCUUCCCCCUCAUAAAUCUCUGUAGUAUGCUAUUGAUCCUUUCAUAAAUCCUUUAUAGUUCCCCAAUAUAUUCUGUAAGCAACAACUGAUCUCCCGCCUGUUCCCCCUGAAAACCGUGUUAUCAUCUAAAAAUCCUCUACCCCCUUGCCCUUCGACGAUGAAUAAUGAUUCGUGAUUGGUCCCUAACCAAAGGGGAGACUGGGGGGGAGGUUCUGAACACCGCAAUACCACAAAAAAAUUCGGCUAAUACCGCAAUAUCGCAACAGAAAGUCGCCAAAUACCGCAAAACUUCAAUCACGAGUUGAAGCUCGAUGUCAUGCCGAAACCAUUACUCUGUUACGCCUAGAGUAAAUAACAAGGAAAUAACAACUAAGAGUUGCCCAUUUGAACCUGUACCCGAAACAAUUGGAAACUGGAAAAGGCUCUGAAAACGGUGAAGGACUUGGAGAAUACUAGUAAUAACGCCGAAAAUGCUUUAGAAACCGCAUACCGCAGUUCGAGAUAAAAAUUGCCGAAAUACCGAAAGAAAAACAGUCCAGUACUGCAGCACCACACAUACUGAUGUCCACCCCACUCCCCCCGACCAGCCUUUAUCCAGUAACUAUUAUUAAUAUUCAACUGAUAAAUUACUACUUCAUAAGACUGAUUAUUCAUUUCAUCUUUGUCUUCGUUCUAGUUCAAGAUUUCCCUUUCGAUGUGAAAUUGCAGUUAUCUUGGCAUCCCUUCCUUAGCGAUACAAACAAUCCUAAAACGAAAACUUUGAGUUCUUCCAUUGAGAACACUGUAAGUAUAAUUUACUGAUACUACACGAUACACUGCAGGUACUCUAAAGUCAAACCAAUCUUUUAAACUUCUCUCCGAUUUUAGACUAUCAAAAUUCCCAUCUUAACCCUACGUCUUUCGCAACGAAAAUGUGAAAAAUUCUAAUUGAAUGGAAGGCUAAGCGGCUACUGUUUGAGCAGUUGGUAUUCCUGAUUGCACUUGAGUUAUGCUGAACAGUUAGCAGUUCUUGAAGUAUUUUAAAAGAACUGCUCAGUUCCUUUUGGUCUAACGAAUAACAGUCUCACACCCCUCAAAAGGUGUUCUUUAGUUUUAAUUUACAAUGUAAAAGGAAACAAUUUGUUUCGUAAACUUUUGAGACCCUUCAAAAUAAAUUUUUGCAAUUCUUUUUUUAAUCAUCUAUUUGUCUUUUUUUAAGCUCAAAAAGUUAUUCGCAGGUGAUCCAUCGUUCAUUGAUGCUAAAGUAAUCGGAUACAAGUAAGUUCAAUAUAUCUUUCUCUUUGUUUUUGAUCAAAGUUAAAUAGGUUUCGUCUGAUACUAGUAGUCUUUACGGAUUUCUGUUAUUCUCCAAUUUGACCUAGCAUUCCAUUUGUGUGCAAUUCUUCGUUGCAAAGUUGCGACUAAAAAGAAGAUCAUAAAUGCAAGGGGCCUGGCUCGAGGCAGUGAUAAAAGCCGCCUACUGGCAGAACUGACAGUCUGCUAUUCAUUCAAUAUUUAAUCAUCCAAGAUCGCACCAAAUAUCAAUUUAAAGUAUUCCGAAUCACUCAUUUUACAGUGAAGAUCCUGAUGGAAAUCCCCAUGCAAGAAUUGCUCUUCGAUUUAAACCUAAUACAACAGAUCCCGAGGAAAUACUAAAGAAAUUGGUAACAACUGGUCACCUCGGAGAAGUUCCGAUCUUCAAUGACUAUCUGAGUAAGUGCAUCCCACAAGUUUUGAUUGGUUAUCCCACAAUAGCAAUCGGUUGUGAAUCUGUUCUUUUUAAGGAAAAGUAAAACUGAUAAAAGUUAUGCGAUUCGCGCAUGUUGGGUUAGAAAACACUUAACUGAAUUCAAGCUUACACGCUUCUUCACCUGGUUUCAAUCUCAUUUUCGUUGAAUUAUAGUCCAUUAGUUGCAGUCUCGUUUAAAUCACUGAUCCAGACAUUCUUUUUUUCUUUUAUCAGAUGGUCAGAUGAAUCCAACGCAGAACCCUCCCGUCUCGCAACAUAACGCAGUGCCCCAGUUGAACGCUACAUCAACGCCUCAGGCCGCUCCUGCACCAGCUCCUGCCCCCGCUCCGGUACAAGCAGUACCAUCACCAGUGGCUCCUUCCCCAGCAAUCCCAGUCGCGAAUAACACAGUGGCAGUAAAUCCUCCCGCUUCAGUGGUACCCCAGGCCCAACCCACCGCUGCUCCAGCAACUUCAGCUGCUCCCCAACCUACACUACCUCAAGACCAGCCUGUGCCCACCAAUUCACAAAUUCCGUAUGCACAGCCUGGCGAGUGUAAGUAUCAGAGAGAUUUCAUUCUUCCCUUUUUUUUUGCGUUUUCUCAUUUUGUAAAGGACAACCGAAGACUCGAAUGAAAGAUUGGAAAAAUUUUGAUGGCUUUUCAGCCUAAUGCAUGAAUAAUCAGCUUCCAAACUACUUUAGAAUUUAACUAUCGACAUGUACCAUAACCAGCGAUAGACAAUGUUCGGUCUCAAAUCAAUUCAUAAUUUUUUAACACUCCUCUUCGAAAAUUUGAACGACUUUUGAUUGCAAUCAUCAUAGCGGUGGAGUGUAUGUUGCAGUCUACAGCGUAUUUAUUGAUCCGUAAACAUCAACGUUUAACCCUUGAAAUCCCAGUAAUGAUUAACACGUAACUUCUCCCUAUAAUGUCCAUACAGCUAGAGGGGAGAACUAGCAAUCAUAUAUAGAGUGUUAGAUGGUUUGUCGAACCAAAUAUUACAGUUCAACGGAGAAAAGAUUUGGCUAAAAAAAUUAUUAUUCUUAUUGCAUUUUGAUUCCAGCUUUGAAUGGAACAAUAAAGUUAAACGAGUCGUGGUACGAUUACAUGGGAAAUACGCAGAGUUCAACUUUCAAGAUAUUAGCAGAAGAUAUUGAGCAAGCGGUAAGCAUAUUCCUCAAUUUUUAAAGUUAUUUUGGAAAAUGUCUAUCUAUCGUCAAAUGCAGGAUCGAUUGUGUGAUCGGCUGAAGGACUGUGGUGCUUUUUAAAUUGUUCAACUGAAACUCACUCACUGACUUACAGACUCAUGCAACGAAAAAGGGGGGGGGUACGUUUUUAAAGAAGCUGUGAUGCUGGAAACGGCUCACGCUCGAUCUGACGAAGGGCUAACGCUCGAAAUGUCGACUUUAGAAGCUCUUUACGGUGGCCUACUUGUGGCCUACUUGCAUUAUUAACUCAACUGAUAGAGCCAAAUUAUCUUCUGAUUCAAUGACUGACUCACUGACUGAGUGACUGGGUGGCAUUGUAAAUGACUGAUUGAGCAUCUCCGUGACUGGAUAGCUGGUUGAAUAUUUGACUGACUGACAGAUUAACUGACUCACUCACUCGCUCACAUAAUUGCACUGUACGUAGUAGUUCUAAAAAUAAGGAAACAGCACCUAGUAAUCGUUUUAUUUAACCUUUACACAUUACACAGAUAAGAAACGCGUACGAACCGUACAGGUAUACAGUAACAUCCAAAGUUACAGGACUAAGGUAAGCAUUCCAUGUACAUUUUUAAAUUUUAUUUUAUGAAACUCUUAAAGCUGUUAAGUUAUUUUCACGCAUUCAACAGGACCAGGUAAACUUCUCGUAGGGAAAAUGAUUAAAUCAUCUGAUUAUUUCUGCUCAAGAUAUACGUGUUCUUAAUAGGUAAAGGACUAAAGAAACUUGAAAGAAUUUCAUUCCCUCCCUUCCUUCUACAAUCAUUUAUUCAUUCAUUUAUUUAUUAACUCAAUUUGUUCACUUGCAGCAAGACAAAUGAUGACGAAGUACUAGCUUCAUUUACCAUUACCUUCCCCCCCGGAGAGACCCCGACUCUGAUACCUUUACAGCAGAUCGUGCAGGGGGGUCUUCUUGGCGGUAUCCCCGUGUUUCGUGAUUCUGUCCUGGAAGCAGGUUUGUAGUUUUUUUUAAAAAUUCGCGGGGGUUGUAUUUUAAAUCUUUCAGUAAGCUCUUGAAAGAAUAAAGAAAACAAAAAUGCAGUGAUAACAAAUAACUAUCAAAAGGGAAAUAUAUUUACCGAUUAAGUUAUGUAAAACAGUCCUGAGUGAACAUUAAACGGUAAUAAUCUCGGAUUCAAUUUUUUUCAGCCAUGUCAGUUAGUCGUUUGAACGCUGAGUUAAAGUCAAACGGCACUUAAAACUGCGAGCAUUGCCCUUUUAUCAAGGAGGUCUGUUGUGCAUGGGAACAAAAAAGUUAAAUAAUCAUACACCGACAAUUAAAACAAAUCAAGACGGUUUUGACCCUUCAACUCCCAUGAGUGGCCAAGAUUAUUAUUUGAUCCAAUAACAAAUUCUCCAAACUAGCAUAGUAAGGCUUGUAUCGCAGACAGUAAGGAAAAUGAUUAAUGAGAUCUUGGGAGUGAAAUGGUUAGUCCUGUUUUGUUCCAGUUGGAUUGAUUUCUGGUUACCAACCUGAGUCGCCAAACAAGCCUGCUUUUUUUUUUAAAAAAAGAUUUCUCUUUCAUCUUGAAAGUUACUGAUGCAAUACUUGUGUGCAUGAUUAACGAUUGGUCUAUCAAUUCCAGGCAUGGGCACAACACCUUCUCCAAUUGCAUACGCUCCAACAAGUCCUUCAUCAGGUAUGUGUUUUCAAAAUUUGAGAUACGUACACGACACUCUUGGCAUAAAGAUCGCUGUAUCUUUUUUUAAUCCCUCGUUAACCAGAUGGUUGAAGUCUAAGAUCGUGACUCCACGAACGAACCUUUAUCAAUGAACAGAACUUCUUUUAGAGCUUGUAUUUUCGUGAUAUCAAUGGGAAAUUUCCGACAGAGAUCAAAGUAGUCGCAAACAGAAAAACUCAAACUUUCCCUGGUAAGAUCUCUCCCAUCCUUUCCAUUGUCAUCGAUUCCUAAUAGUUCCGCCAAAUAUACGUUACUUUUCCGUCGGGGUCCUACAAGAGCAGAUUUUGAAAACCAAUUACUAUACGUGCACUAUAACUUGACACUUUUUCUCUUUAAACUUGAUAUUCUCCAGCCUGGUCGAACAACUCCUUGUCACAAAACUAUGCCGUUCCAGCUAAUAAUAUGACGUCGGCUCCUGCAGCUUAUCCCAAUGCCUCUCAAACAUUCAAUGCCACAGCAGUAGCACCAGCUAUUGAACCUGCCGCAGUUCCUACUGCAGCUGUGUAUGCUCCGACACAGUCGGUGUACAAUGCCACGGCAGCCCCUGUCCAAGUGCCGACUGGUUCCGGUAGGGGUUUUUUCCCUUCUUGUGAUGAUGUCUUUCCAUCUUUUUCGCUUUUUUUCCAGUUUCGUUUUAUUACUUUGUUGAGUUAUUUGUGUUUUUGUUGUUUGUUUUGCCUCGGUUGUUUGUUUGCUUUGUGUGGUUAAUUUUUCAAUGAGUAAAUCGAGCAUGUCAGGAUGUCAUUAUUUUUUCUGGAAUUUCCUUGUUGUACGAAUAGCUUGGUUGCUAAUCGUCCUCGGAAACCAGGAGAAAAAAAAUUACUUCUACCUGAUAACAAAAGUAAGAAGUUUGCACGAGAUGAGAACCAAGAGACUCCAUGAGAAAUAUACCUCUAGGUGCUAUUAUUAGGGAAUCUCAUUAAAUUAUCAGCACGUAAUCAUGCUCAAGCGAUUUUGGAGUGAACGCAGUCUCGACGUACAAUCAGGGACAAUGAUGAAAAGAAAAGCUUAACCCAGAACCCACCCUAACCCCCAUGGCAGUGAUCAAGGUCUACCCUUGUUUUCACAAUCCCUUUCGAAAGUUUUACGAGCGAAUGAUGAAGUAUAUCAUUCGUAAAACCAAACACGAUUGGAGUAAAAAAGUCAAUAUGUUCCCGCAAAAUCAUCAAAUGGGAAUGAGAGAUCGUGUUGUGAUGUAUCAGCUUAAUAAGAAGAAGGUGUUUUGUUGUUUGUUUCCUUUUUAUUCAGUCACCUACGAGCAGAACACUUCGGUGUCUAACGCUUCCAAUGUGGCAUCUGAUCAGUAUGGUAAGCUCUUUGAUAUCCAAUUAUUAACCCUGGUUUACCCUCUCUUUAGAGGGACGACAAAUAGUAUGAAGCAGAGGGGUAUUUGCAAAUUUUUCUCCAUCUAAUAAUUUUAGAUCAAAUUAUGAACAAUAAAUGAAAUGUCAAAUCCGAUUUUUGGAGAACAUAACGUAUGUAUACCCUCGGAGCAUGUGUAUUAAAAAGUUACGCUUUUGUCGAUCAUGUGGUUUUCCUACGCGCCUUUGCAAUAUCACUUCUCUUGAAUGUCGCAUACCACCUGCAGAACCUGCUGAAAUCAAAAAGGCUUUAUGCCAACUAAACUGCAGGAAGAGAGGAUAGUUUAAGGACAGCCCAUCUCAGUCCCUUGAACCACGAGUGGUGGAUUAAAUUUUCCAGUUUGAUCCGAGGGUUGAAGGAAGCUUCGUUAAUCUUUUACCACCUCUUUCUAAUUUAGGGCAAACAUCCAACGUUCAAACACAGACUUCAGGCUUGGGUAAACUUUCCACGCCACCUGGUUAUACUGGAGGUCUUAUACCACUACCGGCAGGUAAAAUGUUGAAAGGCUAUAACAUCUAUUUUUUCAAUGUAGGCUCGAAAGCGAACAACGGGUAGCUUCUUCAUCUGUGUGUAUAUCUCAGAAUGUGUUUUAUUUCAAACUUUAGUCAAAUUCUAAGCUCGAUUACGUCCCGUUUAAUUGAAGAUAAAGUUGUAAAAGUAUUGUAAAUUUUCCAUUAAAUUGCUCUUUAUUCGUUCUAGAUUUGAAGAUACUCAGCUAUCACUUCUACUCCUGAUACGCUUGUUGUCACUUAAACCAAAAUCACGAUCAAUUUUACUUUCUCUGUCCUUUGGAACUUCUGUUAACUACCCAUAAUUUGUUAAUAAAGUAACAAAGGUGGUCUUCUCGCCACGAAUACAAACUCUUGACUCUACAUGUGUCUCUCUACCCCUCCCCUUCUAAGUAACACAAACCCUUGACGUUACAUGUUUCUCUCCACCCUUCCCCCUCUAAGUAAUGGUCCAUAAUGUACUAUAUAUAAACACUUAGUUAAAUCUAUAAUUAUAUUUCAAGCAGUAGGCCUUCUUAUGUGAAAUUAUUUUUCAUUGCCAAUUUUUUUCUUUUGACAAUCCACAUCUCAGGAAUUCCCAAGUCAUGCGCAGAAAUCCGCGCAUCUGGAAUCGGGUCACAGGACGGGGAGUAUGUUAUUCAAGCACGGCCAGACUGUCACUUGAACAUUAUUUGUCAGAACAUGGACGAACCAAACCCUAUAGAGUUCCUAGGUGGUCCGGAACAAAGAUACUGGCUUUAUUGGCAUUAUGCAAUCCUUAUUAGGUUGUCAGCUUAUGACAAAGAACACGUGGACAAGAGAGCUUGCCUUGAAAACACCGGUACGUUCAAAGGGAGAAAAGACAGGAAAUCUAAAUUUCACUUUUACUAAAAAUUUUGAUCCGGGAAAGAAUUAAUUAUUGUUAACAUUCUUUUCUUGCGGCUGUUUCUCAGGCCCGUUUAUAAAACUUCUCCUUGGAAUGCGCUGUAGUUUUUGUUCAUAAGGUUGUUGCUGUUAUCAUUGUUGUUGCCGUGGGUGACUUUUUCACCACUGUAAUGGCUGUUGUUGUAAUAGAUUCAGUUAUGCCCAGCUUCUACGUUUCAUUUGGUGUUCAUUAUGAUACAAAUGCUGAUAAAGGUGUGGCAGAUAUUUCUGUUUUUUUGGUUCGCUAGUAUUUUUGGUUACCUAGUAACUACACCUUUUAAAAUUUACCAGUAGCGAGUCCAAAUACUAAAGGAUGCAAUAAUUUAUUUUUUCUAUUAGCGGAUGGCCGCACAUUUAUUCACAAGGUGAUGGACGCUGGUGCAAGACAAGGAAACCCCCUUGUUCACUGGAAAACCAACAUCAAGCACAUGAUAAAUAACUUCAUCGGAAAAAUGAAGAAAAAGAGAGAACUGAGAGAAGAUAUCACUCUGAGCACAAAAGCUAUGAAGAUUUAUAAAAGGUCAGGAAUAUAAAUUAGAGUUGUUAAUAAACUAAAGAAUGGCUAAAAAUUUCUUUCAACAACAUGACUCAAUGUUCAACUCAGAAAAAAAGAUUCAUCUUUAAAUUUAAGGUAAAGGUAAAAGGGUUGUAUGGCUACACUUGACAAUUAUCGUUCCCUGAUACAAAAAGCAAGGCACCAUAAGCUCAACCUACUAUAUUAGAAAAUGACCAUUAUGACACCUUAUUCUGCGGUGGUUUGUUCAUUCACGAGGAUAAAAUAAUGAUCUUCCCUUUUUAUUUUUAGAUUUGCAUCGCAAAUGGAAAAAAUGGAAAGAGGAAGGAAUAUAGAUAUGUAGAUUUUAUUUUAAAAAAAAUGUUAAUUUUCGCUCAGCCUUCCCGCAGUCCGUCUAAGAGUAAAUCAGACUUGAAUUUGCUUUAACCUCAUAUGUUUCUUUAAACAUACCUCAUCAAUCUUGUACACUUUGCACUUAGAAGUCAAUUUGUAGAACUUUUUAUUACGUUUUGCAGACUUUCUUCGAAACUUGAGUAAAUGAAUUUGUGCACAUUACAUAGAAGCUACGGCCGAGGUUCACCUCGCGAAAUUGAAUUUGGAUUUGCUGUUUACAACGUAUCUGCUGUUGGAAUGUUUUUACGGCAAUGAUUAAGUUCCAAUCAAAUUUAUUUAAUAACAAAAUUUUGAAUGAAUUUUACCCCUUCUUAAAAUCUAAUUCCAGCUUUAAAAUAGUCCGAGGAAUGGCCUUUGCCACUCUGAGGAAACUUAGUGGAGUUAUAUCUACAAAAUCUCACCUGUUCCGAAAAUACAAGAACGUCGAUCAAUUCUAGAUGAAAAAUAUCAAAACAAUUAACUCACCAAGUUUCUUUUAAUUGCCUACUUAAUUGAAAUCUACUUAGUUGAUUGUUCCUAAUGACUUCUUCAAAAAAAAAUUAAAGUAGA